This is a messenger RNA of Pseudoliparis swirei, 5392 nucleotides long. RefSeq names its product gap junction protein, alpha 5a (gene gja5a). The coding region runs from base 3050 to 4201 and encodes 383 amino acids. Lineage: Eukaryota; Metazoa; Chordata; Actinopteri; Perciformes; Liparidae. The record is from RefSeq and is a predicted model, not a curated record. Gene Ontology annotation, cellular component: connexin complex. Gene Ontology annotation, biological process: cell communication. The transcript has 2 exons.
CGGUGCAGAUCACUGAAGGAAUGUUUGAUUCAGCCAUGCCCCCUGUUGUUUCUGGUCCGUGGACACACUGCAGGCUGCGAGGGCCGCCGGCUACUAUUGGCAGAGUUCACAUUUUUAAACUUUAAAAGGUUUUUUUUCGAAAUGAGAAAUGUAAUUAUCAGCAGUUUUUUAUUCAAUCUGAGCGAUGAAAAAAGAAGAAGAGAAAAAAACCUAGAACAGACAGUUGGUGUGUAUCUCUGCAGUCUUCUGGUAUGACUGAAUACAAAUACAUUAAAACAAACACUCAUGAUUCUGUGAGAGACAUAAAUCUGGAAAUCAUUGCUCCAUGUGCCACCACUCAGCCGUAAAAGCAGAGCUUAAUGAUCCUAUAAAAACCUCCAUCCUGUCCCAUCAGCCUGAGAAUGCCCGUCCCGACCGGAGUCACUGCCCUCUAAGGCAACACCGAGGCCGCUCCACAGGAUUUAUAGUUGUGUUGUCGGGGGGGGGGGGAAACACACACAUCAUGUAUUCCUGUUGCUCUGCAUCGAGUCACAGCAGCAGCCGCCUGUCGCCGCGAUGCAGUCUGCUAACAUCGCCUCUCUUCUCUGAGCUGCUCAACGUCAGCAUGCACGCCUGACUUGAAUUUUGAAUACUGCCACGUUUUAGUUCGUCCCAUUUAAGUUUGAGUUGACCCUGAAAGUGAUGCAAUGACUGUAGGUUUUUUUUGGGCUAUAUACUCUUGGACUUUCAUGCUCAGUUUGUCAUAAUAUCUCUCGGACACUUUGCUUCCGUGGCACUCUUUUAACUCAACGACACUCUGUGCAGGACACACAGAGGCACAAGGAGACUCAGACAUAUAAACUUCAGACAGAAAUAACUCAGAGGUGCAUAAUAUCCUGAUUUGAUUUGCGCAGUUCACCGGUUUGAACGCCGUAAAACCAGAUUUUCCGUCACUCUGCCACAGCGAUUAUAAACAAAUAAGACAGCCAUGAUGGUCUACAGGCAAACCAGACCACUCAGCACAGGGCAUAAUGUGCCCCGGUAAAUCCUCGGUUAUUGCCAGAGGACGAACAGGAUCACAGCUAAACUUAUGAAAGACAACUCAGGUGCUCUUUAAAGAAGAGGAAUGGGCUGGAGUGUCUCGGCUGUAACCUCUCCGCCUCCCACUUGUUCCUUUUGUCCUUCGGAAAUCAUAUUGUUUGAGAUUACUUCCUGUGAAGUGGAAGAAGCAGUCGAGGGAAGGAGACAGAGACUAUAAGAAUGCAGCCUUUCCCAAGUUGACCUGAAUACCACUUUGUCUAAUAUAUCAUGUUUCAUAGGUCAAAUUAUAAUGUUAUUGUCUAUAUAUAUAUAUACUACCAGUCAAAAGUUUGAGAACACUUCCCCCAUUUUUUCCAGUUUUUAUUUAAAUUUGAGCAGUUCAAGUCUAGUGAAUGACCUGAAAUGGUACAAAGGUCAGAGGUUAAACCAAAAAGUUUAGGUUACCAAGAACUGAAAAAUAAUGCACAUUUCAGAGUUAUACAAAAAGUCAUUUUUUAAGGAAAGAAGUAAUGGAAGAACUUUCUGAACAAUAUUUGAUUUCCAUUGUAGAGCAAAAGCUCCAUGAGUGUUCGGCUGUUAUACCUUAAUUUCUCUUUUUUUUAUUUCCCAAUAAUUACUCUGAAAUUAAAGUAUAUAUAAAAAUUAAAAAAUCAUGGGAUCGUUUUGUUCAACAAAAUAUAAUUUACAUUUUUCUACCACCUUUUGCAGGUGUUCUAAAACUUUAGACCGGUAGUGUGUGUGUUCCCAGAUGACACACCACAGUACGACCAAUGGCCCUAGUACUUAACUCCACUUUAUAUUACGAGAGAGUACUUUAACUCCUCUACAUUUGAGAGGUGUCAAUAGGUGCAGACACUCACGUUACAUUUGGGGUAAACUCUAACAACUUCAGUGAUCCAUUCAUUUGUCAUAUAGGAACUUUCUUUUUCUUUUUCUAAUAUCCAAUCUUCUGGUUUUAAGACUCGUCUGUACGGCUCAGUGAUAAUUAUCAAAUGUUAGCACGCUCAGUGGCGAGCAGGCUCUUCCUUCAACCAGAGGGUCGGCGGUUCGAUGCCCAGCUCUGCUCCCGUCGCCGUGCCCACGGCGUAUGAAUGUGCGUGAAUGUUAGUUACUCCUGGCGGCCAGGUGGAGCCGCAGCUCCUCCCAUGAAUGUGUGAAUGAUGUCAUGUGGUGUCAAAGCUCUACAAGGACGGGUCUAUGAAUGUAGUCAUCAUGAUACUGAUGCAAAAUCCUGUGAUACUAUCACAAAGGUUUCACUUUUAAUGAGUCCGGGGGGAGGUGUAUUGUUGUUACCAGGGUCUGCAUGGGUGAGGAAAGCCUGUUGUCAGUGUUAGCUGAUAAGAACACGGCUGGACCUCCUGCUAUUGUGCUGGCAGGACUCUCACUCCCUUCCUCCUCCAGCUCUCUCUCCCCGCUCGUGAUUUACUUCCAGUAAAGAUCAUCGGCUUCAUCCGAGGGGGGGUUUUCAAGCCAGUCCUCUGAGUGGGACGGGGUCCGCUUCACUCACUGUGACCAGUCAGAGCGUAUAGGGUGCAUGUUGGAAAGUGUCAGACCAUAAACUUUUCCCCGUGCUCUUGUGUCGGCCUAUCAGCCGUGUGUGUGAAUAGAGAUUGAAUAUUUCCUCUGCCACACGUUCUGAUGGGGGGUGUUUUGUUUCUCACCUUUCCAUGCUUCACAGAUAAAGAGCACGACGCUCCGAUCUUCAGUGUUAUUGCCAUAUAUAUACCUCAUAGAGACACUGGGGGAGGGGGAGAGACAGACUGAGGGUCAUUUAGACUCUAUCUCUCACACAUAACUUGUGUCAGUGUCAGUGAGGCCAGUCAAAGCCCUGCACAGUGGACUACACAAUGGGAGGAACUGCUUAUGUAUAACACUUGGAGGCAGUUGAGAGCUGGUCAUCCUCCACUUCCCCGCCACCUUCUUGUGACAUCACCUUUUCACCUGUGGUGCACCGCCUUCUCGCCCCUUCUCUCCGCUCGCUCCAGUCUUUGUGUCCUCAGGUGUGUGUUCGUCCUCCGUGUGAGCAGUGAUGGGGGACUGGAGUCUCCUGGGGAAUUUCCUCGAGGAGGUUCAGGAACACUCGACCUCGGUCGGGAAGGUGUGGCUCACCGUCCUCUUCAUCUUUCGCAUCCUGGUGCUGGGCACCGCGGCCGAGUCGUCCUGGGGCGACGAGCAGAGCGAUUUCCUGUGCGACACCCAGCAGCCCGGCUGCACCAACGUGUGCUACGACAGCGCCUUCCCCAUCGCACACAUCCGCUACUGGGUGCUGCAGAUCGUUUUCGUCUCCACGCCGUCCCUCAUCUACAUGGGCCACGCCAUGCACAUUGUGCGCAGGGAGGAGAAGCUGCGGAGGAUGGAGCAGGACCAAAGGGAAGAGAGAGGGGAAGGCGGGGGAGACCUGGAGGGGGAGAAGGAAUACCUUCAGCACAAGCCCAGCAAAAGCAUCAUGGCAAACGAUGGGACUGGCCGUGUGCGCCUCAAAGGAGCGCUGCUGCAGACUUACAUCCUGAGCAUCAUGAUUCGCACCGUAAUGGAGGUGACAUUCGUCGUGAUACAGUACAUGAUCUAUGGGGUGUUCCUCAGGGCCUUGUACCUGUGCAAGUCUUGGCCCUGCCCCAACGCCGUCAACUGCUACAUGUCCCGGCCCACCGAGAAGAACGUCUUCAUCAUCUUCAUGAUGGUGGUGGCCGGUGUGUCUCUGCUGCUCUCUGUGCUGGAGCUCUACCACCUUAGCUGGAAGAGCGCCAGGAGGUGUUUACGCAACAAGAGGAUGCAGAAGAGGACGAUAACGGUGGCGGCGGUGGCGGCGGCGGCGGCCUCGGAGCCCAACGGCCCACCUCGGCCCUCGGCCUCCUGCACCCCACCUCCUGACUUCAGCCAGUGCCUGGCAGCCCCGAACUCCCUGAACCCCAUAACCGCCAUGGCCUCUCAUCCCUUCAACAACCGGAUGGCGCUGCAGCAGAACUCGGUGAACUCGGCCACAGAGCGGCAUCACAGCUGCGACAACCUGGGGGAGGAGGAAGACUUCUUGAGGGUAAGAUACGACCGAGUGCCCUCGGAGCUGCCCAACCGCUGCUCCCCAGCGCUGCCGCUGCACUCCAGCUACACGAGGGACAAACGACGCCUGAGCAAGACCAGUGGCACCAGCAGCCGGGCUCGGAAGGAUGACCUGGCCGUAUAAACUCACAACCAAAGAAAAGGGACAGAAAGAUGAGUUUAGAAAGACCCAAAGAGGAUUCUGAGGGUUAUUACUGAGUGAAGGCGUCAACACUUCAUCAUAGUGCAUGGACUAAAUGUUCACUUUAGAAAGAGACACUGAGAUCUGUAAAGUAGACCAUGUGAACGUGACAUGUGAGCAGAUAGUGUUUGUCCACCAAUCUGUCGCUGAGCUUGAAAAAACAAACUGCAAAAGAACAAUAUCUUUCGAAAUGAGAACAGGGUAACAGGUGUGAUACCUGUAUAUUGCACAUUUGUAUUUUAGUUGAAGAGUUAAAGCCAAAAACUAAGAGAGACAAUUAAGCGAAAAUGACGUGACGCUUGGUGCUUGAUGAGAUGAUUUAGGGAAACCAUUUCAUUAGAAAGCAAAAUAUAGGUAAAAUCUCAACUAUUCAAUGAACUACAAUAGUUUUGUUCUGCCACAGCAAAAAAAAAUUCAAUUAGAGAUGAGAGAUUUAGAGAAAACAGGGACUUACUCUGCAAUAAAAUGUGAAGCUUGCCGGUAUAUGAAUUAUGUUUUUCAUGCAGCACAUAUGCAGUGAAUAAAGGUAUAGUGCCUUAACAAGUGUGAAAAUAAAUCUCUAUCAUAUGACAUGUUUUUAUGCAGAUUUUGCAAAGACUGUACAUUUAGAUUAAGCCAUCUGUUGACUUGCUAACCUGAUUGCCCUACACAGAUCAACAAGCAUACAAUGUAUCUCAAGAAUAAUCACUUUUAAAAAUGUGUGAGUAAAACUGUAUUCAUUCGUUCUAUAUUUAGGGUUUGUGUGCAGAUUUGUGUUUUAGGAUGUUCCCUAUCGAGAGGGAUUGAAGGGAAAAGAGGUUGUGACAAGAUCCGGCCACUAGGUGGCGACAUUGCACUUUGUGCACAUUGUGCUUUUUACUUUCUGUCCUGGAGCCUUUGUUGUGAGUAGUGAAUGUGUCCCUAUGCAAUGUAUGUCAGUUGAUAUCUUUGAAUGUAUGUUAUUUCAUUUCCGGUGUCUUGCAGAAUUAAUGUACAGGUUGUUUAUGUUCACCUUGCACAGCAAACAUUCAUAGGAAACACAGACAUGUUGAUUUUUGUUUUGUUUGUUUAUUUUUGGUUCUUUCACAUACUUUUAUGCAAUAAAUAUCAUCACGAACUCAUCACAAAUAAAUACAUUAUCAACUGUACAAUCUG